This is a messenger RNA of Sphenostylis stenocarpa, 182 nucleotides long. Lineage: Eukaryota; Viridiplantae; Streptophyta; Magnoliopsida; Fabales; Fabaceae. The record is from the annotation of a GenBank genome assembly.
AAUCGGAAGCAACGAGCGACAGAUGGGGUCAUUGAGUUUUGGAUUGCGAGGGAAUUGGAAUUGGGGAGUGAGAGUGGUUGUGUUGUGGAAGAAGGAAUGAAAGAAAGAGAUGAAAUAAGUGCGUGCGAUUACAAACACACCUUCAAGGGGAUAUCGAGUUUAGCUCGGGCCACACAAAUACC